AUGGACCGGCUGGCCUUUUGCUGCCUGCUCUUCAUAGGACUCUUGAACCCACUCCUGUCCCUUCCGGUCACUGACACAGGUGAAAGGUCUCUUCGGCUUCCAGUGCUCGAAGAAGAUGCUCGCCUGGUGCUGGAGGAGCUGGAGAGGACCGCCCUCCUGCAGACACUGCAGCCAACAGUGGGCACAGAGGCAGGUGAAGGCCUCAGGGAAGCAGAUGCCAGUGCUGAUACUCCCACCCUGAGGGGAAGCCCGAGGAAGGCUUUCUCUGGGCAAGAUUCUAACACUGUACUGAGUCGUCUUCUGGCAAGAGCCAGGAAACAACACAAGCAACACAGGGUUGCCUCUGAAUGCUUCUGGAAAUACUGCAUUUGA
Molecule: messenger RNA, 372 nt
Organism: Acomys russatus (golden spiny mouse)
Lineage: Eukaryota; Metazoa; Chordata; Mammalia; Rodentia; Muridae
Gene: Uts2
Product: urotensin 2
Exons: 4
Coding region: 1-372 (123 amino acids)
Biological process (GO): blood vessel diameter maintenance; regulation of blood pressure
Cellular component (GO): extracellular region
Molecular function (GO): hormone activity
Source: RefSeq, a predicted model, not a curated record